This is a messenger RNA of Erpetoichthys calabaricus (reedfish), 3453 nucleotides long. It is a transcript of the gene irf2b, whose product is annotated as interferon regulatory factor 2b. Bases 524 to 1561 code for a protein of 345 amino acids. The record is from RefSeq and is a predicted model, not a curated record. The transcript is spliced from 11 exons. Gene Ontology annotation, cellular component: nucleus. Gene Ontology annotation, molecular function: DNA-binding transcription factor activity, RNA polymerase II-specific; RNA polymerase II cis-regulatory region sequence-specific DNA binding. Gene Ontology annotation, biological process: regulation of transcription by RNA polymerase II; immune system process. NCBI's taxonomy places the organism in Eukaryota, Metazoa, Chordata, Cladistia, Polypteriformes, Polypteridae.
UCGCGCAAGACGCCCUCUAAAGGCCCAGGCAAGCGAACAAGACGGGAGGGGAUUUCCAGGCGGAUCAGUGUUUCCUUUACUUGUUUUGCUUUCGAUCUGGACGCUGAGCAAAGCCAAGUUAAGUUUUAGUUUUGUUACUGGGCAUUAGAAACUUAAGUGAGAGUGAAUCAAAGGUUUUUCGAAACAAACUUUCCGUACUUAUUAAGAAUCAGUGCCCGCGGAUCUUCUGCAAAGAACAGGCAUUUUCUACCAGCUAUCUUCUUUAGGGAUUCUCUUUCAUACUCAAGUGAUGUAAGACAAAACAUCUUUUAUUGUUGGCGUUCAAGACAUUAGAAAAAAUAAUAAAUGGAAACCUAGAGUGCAACCAAAAAAAAAUACUUGGCCUCAGGAUAACCCACCUGUGUUAAAAGACACAUCAGGACGAUCUACUGGGUUCCUUCAGGCUAUACCACAGAACAGACAGCAAGAAGGACCCACUAAAUGUUUGCCUUUGUUUUUGAGUUUACAUUAGUUUUUAGUCAUCAUGCCUGUUGAACGAAUGCGAAUGCGUCCUUGGCUAGAAGAUCAAAUAAAUUCAAGCAAAAUACCAGGCUUAAAAUGGUUAAAUAGGGAAAAGAAGAUUUUUCAGAUUCCUUGGAUGCAUGCAGCUCGCCAUGGAUGGGAUGUGGAUAAAGAUGCCCCUUUAUUUAGAAAUUGGGCCAUUCAUACAGGAAAAUACCAGCCUGGAGUAGAUAAGCCAGAUCCAAAGACAUGGAAAGCCAAUUUCCGUUGUGCAAUGAACUCUUUGCCUGACAUUGAAGAAGUUAAAGAUAAAAGUAUUAAAAAGGGUAGUAAUGCAUUUCGAGUCUACCGAAUGCUAACACUAACAGAACGACCUACCAAAAAAGGAAAGAAAAAAGUAGACAAAGACGAACCAAUGAACAUCAUUAAGAUGGAGUUGCCUAAUACUACAUGUGAAAGAACUAAUGGAGAAGCGGAUUCUAAGUCUGACAUGAAAGAAGAGAUGCGGGAGCAGUGUUCUGAGAGCACUAUUCCAGAGUUCAGCCAGACGACAUCCCACAGUGUACUGGAAGACCAAGUGAUCUUCACCAACCCACCCGAUGUAUGCCAGGUAAUUGAGGUGAUAACGGAAAGUGAAGAUCAGUCAGUGACUUCCAGUCAUCCCUAUCCGUUACAGAUCUCACCAGUUUCUUCAUAUGCAGAAAGUGAAACUGACAGCGUACACAGUGAUGAAGACACUAAAGAAGGUAUCCGAAUAUGGCAGACUGGUGGAGUGGAAGGGAAGCCUUUCUUAAACAACAAAGGAAUUAUCAGCAGCACUUGCCAGUUGCCAAGCAUGGCCACCUUUGUGACAACUGGAAAGACCAAUUUUAAAGUGAUCAGUAGUCGAGAAGAGUCUCCCUUAAUUGCCUACAGCUCCACUCCAUGGACAGCCCUUUCAGAAACAAUCCCCCAGCAGGCUGCACUCAGCUCCUCAGUGAACCGACCAGGCCAUGAGACAAGGGCCAGCGUCAUUAUGAAGACAUCAGACAUUUCCAAAUCCAGGGUAAAAACUUGCUGAGCCAGUUCUUUCUUACUUUAUUGCUUCAGGAAAACUAUCUGAUCAGCUCUUAUUCAGGCAGUGCCAUUUUUGGAUGGUAAGAGACAAAAGCCUUCCUAGGUUGCCUGAUCAAAGGUGUUGUUUUCUUUUUAUCAAAGUACACAGGUCCUGGUAACCUGGCUGCCUGAUUCGAUUACUUUCUAGAGCUCAGGAUAGCACAUCUGACAUGGGAAUGCCACUGAAAUCUACUGCAGUUCAUGUUUUAUUUUAUUAGACAGUCUUAAAAGUGAAGACUGUUGUCAUAUUUUUACCAAAAGGAUGACAUAUAUGUGAAGGUUUCCACAUUGGUCAUUGUGCAUUGUUGUAAGAAAGGGAAUGUCUCUGAAUUAAGGAAGACACUGUGAAUUAUUGGUAUACCAAGAGAAAAUGUUGUGAAUAUGUACAUAGUGUGAUACUGGUAUAAUUGCAGCUGGCUUCAGCACCUUAUUGAAAGCACUUCUACAGCAUAUGGCACCAUAGGCACUUCCACAACUCAUCCUACGACGUUUGGAACCUUGAGUAAGUAAAAGUUUCUGUGGAGGAGACUGCUGUGUAAUGCUGAAAACUGUGCUGGUUUUAACUGUUUGUUUUUUUUCGUUUGUUUCUUAAAAACAAAAAGCAGGAUUGUAAAAAAAAAAAAAAAAAAAAAAAAAAAGAUUUUUUUUUCUAAAAAAGUAUGUAAAACUAAUAUGAAAAAAUGUGAUGACAUCAGCUACUUCUAAUCUUUACUGCAAACCUUUUGCAGGGGUACUCAAUCACGGUCCUGGAGGUCCGCAGUGGCUGCAGGUUUUUGUUCUAACCCGGUUGCUUAAUUAGAAAGCAAUUCUUGCCAAUAAUUUAAUUUCAUGGCUCGUAAGUGCUUUUACUCUGCUAUGUCAGGUCAUUCUCAUAUCCUGGAUUUUCUUCCUCUUUCUAAGGAUAUCAUCCGAAUGAUCUGAACGCUAAAAUGGAUGAGUGAUUCUUAGUCCUUCACUUUUUUCUCUUCACUUUCCUUCCAAAUAUUUAAUUAAACCUAUUAGUGCACGAUAAAUACACACAGGUGUAAAUGGUAACAAGCUAAAUGGAGAAAUGCUGGUCUCUUUUGUCAUUUGCAUGUUACUGCUAAUAAGGAACAAUUAAAAACCAAGACUACAGCUGUUUAAGACUAAAAUAAGCAAUAAGGGUUCAAAAUCUUAACGAGCGAGACAACUAAAGUGAAGCAGAAGUGUUACUUGAGCAGUAAGUGCUUCUUAUUAAGCAAUUGGGUUGGAGCAAAAACCUGCACCCACUGCGGACCUCCAGGACCGUGAUUGAGUACCCCUGCUUUAUAGUUUUAUUUUGUCCUUUUUUAUUAAAGGGAAUACUUUAUUCAGGGUGAAUCUUAUGUAAAGGUUUUAUCUUUUCUACCAAAAAGUGUGUUUGAUUUUAAUUCAUAAUUAGACAUUUUACUGAAAUUAAAUGGCACAUUUCUUUUCUGAUUUUUGUAAUAGUGUACAGUUGGUAUGACCUUCUAAAUGAUUUAUAUAUAGUAUAUGAAAUAUAUAUAUACAGUAUAUAUAUAUAUAUAUUGCUAUUAAUCCUGUGGAUCAAUAAAUAUGCAAAGCUUAAUUAAAGUGUUUGAUUACAGCUCUAAUUACCCAUGGAGUAGCAUUUCUUGCAGCUCGAAAUGGUUGCUCGAGAGUGACAAAGCACAAUCAUUAGAUCAGCCUUUGCUUUCUGCUGUGUGCCUUAACAGACCAUCCUGUAGCAGUGUGACGGAAAUAUGAGCAGGACAAGAAAAUACUGUAUAUACAAAACCGAAGAAGAGAUGUUUAUUUUGUUCAUGAUUGGUGAAUUGUCAGUCAUCAGGUUAGUUAGCCAUCUUUUGGAAAUAAAGAUUGGUAUGAGUGAACUAA